Molecule: messenger RNA, 249 nt
Organism: Pseudocercospora fijiensis CIRAD86
Lineage: Eukaryota; Fungi; Ascomycota; Dothideomycetes; Mycosphaerellales; Mycosphaerellaceae
Exons: 3
Coding region: 1-249 (82 amino acids)
Source: RefSeq, a predicted model, not a curated record
AUGGGCAAGUACACGCAGAAGGACGUCUACCUACCCAUGACCACUCAGUCUGUGUGGAAAAUAGAGGUGUGGGUUGACUCCCAACAGGCUCACGUAUUGCGAGAGAAAUUGGCUGAAUGGCGCGAGAAGAACACUGGCUCAAAAUCUGGUUCAGGUAUGCACAUGGGAGCACAGAGUGAGAGGUCGAACUGGACCGGGCACCUAGGACUCAAUGAGCUUGGUAUCGAGACUAUUUAUCAGUGGCCAUGA